Owenia fusiformis is the source of this 1720-nucleotide messenger RNA. The record is from the annotation of a GenBank genome assembly. NCBI's taxonomy places the organism in Eukaryota, Metazoa, Annelida, Polychaeta, Sabellida, Oweniidae.
AUGUUUUUGAAAGAACUGCCAGAUUACGCAUUUUCUUUAGCGGAAGUGACUGCAGAAAUUUUCAAAAGGUUGGUUGCUGUCCAAGUCCAACAACUGAUAAUGCAGUUAAGAAGCAGAUCUGUCGGUAGCAGUGAUGAUAAAUCGGCAAAGGUUGCAAAUGGGAAUGGUGACUCCGGAGCUACAUGUACCAAUGGCGUAGCUAAGAAUACAAUCAUUGCUGAGCCAACAACUCAUAUUCUGUCUUGGCCAGAGUAUGUUCUCUAUCAGAUUGUGACGCCAUUAUUUUUGAUCACCUGUUCCCCAAAUUUUAUCAUCCUUUUGUGGUUCACUUGCACAAAAUGUGAUGGCAGUUUCAUGAAGCUGUACAACGAUCAUUUCGUCAAGGAUGGUGUCGUGACAACUUUAGUUAGUAUUUGGAGCUCGAUAAGCAUUAUCAACCCAUUCACUCUGUGCUUGAUAUACGGCUAUGCGCUCUUUGCUUUACUUCUACAAAUCAUGGUACCUGGGCCCAGGGCGGAAGGGCCUGUAACCCCUAAAGGAAAUGUACCCGUCUAUAAGGACAAUGGAUUCAGUUGCUAUGUCAUCACCAUGGUAACAUUCGCUGGAUUGACCUACUAUCUGAAACAACAUGGAAUGUCGCCUACAAUUGUCUAUGAUCGCUUCGGUGAGAUUCUAGGGGCUUUGAACAUUUUUAGUCUCCUAAUCUGCUUGGUUUUGUACUUCAAAGGAAAAUACAUGCCUUCAACAGAGGAUAACAGUACGACUGGGAAUCCACUGUUUGAUUACUACUGGGGAACUGAGCUCUACCCAAGAAUAUUUGGAGUCGAUGUGAAAGUAUUCACCAACUGCAGAUUUGGAAUGACUGUUUGGCCAUUAUUGGUCUGUAUCUUUGCCCUGAAGAGCUAUGAACUCCAUGGAUUUGUAGACAGUAUGUUUGUCUGUACAUUCCUCCAGAUGUUUUAUUUCACUAAGUUCUUCUGGUGGGAGGCAGGUUACAUGGGUACCAUUGAUAUAAUGAUGGAUCGGGCAGGGUUCUAUAUUUGCUGGGGAUGUCUUGUUUAUAUCGCUGGUUUAUAUGGAUCGGUAAGUCUCUAUAUGGUAAACCACCCAGUUCAGCUUGGUGUCGGUUUAACCGCAUUGCUUCUCACUGUGGGAAUCUUGAGUACGAUUGUCAACUUCUGGGCUGAUAUGCAAAAGCAACAAGUUCGUAACUCUAAUGGAAAUUGUCUUAUAUGGGGCAAAAAACCUGACAUCAUCAGAGCUAAAUAUCGCAUUGAAAAUGGGGACGUCAAAGAGAGUAUUUUACUCGCGAGUGGAUUCUGGGGUAUAUCACGUCAUUUCCAUUACAAUGCUGAGUGGUUGCUUGCCUUUGCAUGGAGUGUCCCAGGUUUAUUUGAGAAUGUCAUGCCUUAUGUCUAUUUUAUUUGGCUCUUGAUUCUUCUUUCUCACAGAUCAUUUCGGGAUGACACAAAGUGUCAUAACAAGUAUAAGCAAUACUGGGAACAAUAUCGCCAAAAGUCUUCAGGCAGUAAAGAAAUGGUGCUCCAAGAGCUUAAGGGGAGCUCCCCUCCCAAUUUCCCCUAAAUAAUAUGGAUCCAAUUUAUGACAUGUGUAAAAGCUUUUUAGGUCAGAAUUGGCUAUUCUAAAUCAGAAUUGGCAAUUGUUUAGACCAUCUCUCGAUAGCUUUGGAUAAAAUUACAACCGAAUCUACUUGCAUAAA